AUGGCAGACCCUGUCCCAAGAAGCUGCAGUCUCCUUACUAUUGCCGUGUAUCCCAGAAUGCAGUCGGAAGCUCACGGCGCCACAUCUGCUCUGAUGGAAAAUGAAAAGUGCAUUAAACAGAAGAUUCUCCAGGGAGAGGAGGGUGGAAAUGCUGACAUCUGGCAGACCAAACAUUGUCUGAGGUUGGGGCAAGACAGCCACAAACGGACCAACAAUCCACAGCAGGCAGAGAGAGAGGCUCACGUUGAUGUGAAGACCACAGAUGGCUACCUACUUUGCCUAUUCUGUGUUGGAUUCACCAAAAAGCGUAACAACCAGAUUAGAAAGACUUCUUAUGCCCAGCAUCAGCAAGUGUGUCAGAUCCGCAAGAAGUGGAUGGAAAUCAUGACUCGUGAAGUGCAGACAAAUGACUUGAAAGAAGUUGUUAACAAGCUAAUUCCAGACAGUAUAGGCAAAGACAUUGAAAAGGCCUGCCAGUCCAUCUAUCCUCUACAUGAUGUGUAUGUACGCAAAGUGAAGAUGCUGAAAAAGCCAAAGUUUGAGCUGGGCAAACUUAUGGAACUACAUAGUGAAGGCGGUGGUGCUGGGAAGCCUGCAGGAGAUCAGACAGGGGCCAAAGUAGAGUGGGCUGAUGGAUAUGAACCCCCAGUUCAGGAAUCUGUCUGA
Messenger RNA from Spea bombifrons (plains spadefoot toad), 666 nucleotides. RefSeq names its product 40S ribosomal protein S3a-like. The transcript is spliced from 3 exons. Lineage: Eukaryota; Metazoa; Chordata; Amphibia; Anura; Pelobatidae. The coding region runs from base 1 to 666 and encodes 221 amino acids. The record is from RefSeq and is a predicted model, not a curated record. Gene Ontology annotation, cellular component: cytosol; ribosome. Gene Ontology annotation, biological process: translation. Gene Ontology annotation, molecular function: structural constituent of ribosome.